Messenger RNA from Lampris incognitus (smalleye Pacific opah), 1230 nucleotides. RefSeq names its product SOSS complex subunit C-like. NCBI's taxonomy places the organism in Eukaryota, Metazoa, Chordata, Actinopteri, Lampriformes, Lampridae. Bases 375 to 683 code for a protein of 102 amino acids. Gene Ontology annotation, biological process: DNA repair. The transcript is spliced from 6 exons. Gene Ontology annotation, cellular component: nucleoplasm; nucleus; SOSS complex. The record is from RefSeq and is a predicted model, not a curated record.
UGAUGACGUCACAUUGCUGGGUUAUCGGUACAGUCUGACGGCGCGCAGCGUGACUCACCCUGAGCACUGAGCGACUAAUACACACGCUGGCAAAGAAGCUUGAUGAACGGAUCGAAAAAUCCGAUGGUGUUGUUGUUUUGGUGAGAGCAUUCCCCCGGGCACCUGUGCUGGUGUUCACGUGUCUGAAAUCACGCAUCGUUCAUUCAUCAAAAAGCGAAACCAGAAGGACCCGGAAGUAAACCCAACCGCUUGCUCGUCACGUGAUAACGAACGAGCCGUGAAAAAGAAGAAUCUUCAUCUUCACCGUCGUCUUAGCUGGUCUGAAAAUCAAUCGGCUUUAUCAGGCAUCGAUCAGUUGUGGACCCGGAUCUGCCAUGACGUCCAGCGCUCCAGGGCAAGCCAUCCAGAAUAAGACCAAUUUGGCCAUACUGGCAGAACUGGACAAAGAGAAGCGUCGGCUGCUGCAGAACCAGUCAGUCAACAACCCUGGCGCCAGUAUCUCUCUCUCCAGACCAAGUCUGAAAGAGUUCCGAGAUAACGCCGAGCAGCAACAUAUCGCUGCCCAACAGAAGGCUGCCCUGCAGCAUGCCCAUGCCCACUCAUCAGGGUUCUUCAUCACGCAGGACUCGUCCUUUGGUAACCUCAUCCUCCCGGUCCUUCCCCGCUUUGAGCCUGACAACUAACCAGCCGACCCUGCACAUGCGCACACAGUGUAUUUUGUCUGGAUAUGUAUCUAGAAAAGAGAGAGCUGUUUCGGAUGUCUAGAUGUGUAUCUAGAAAAAGAGAGAGCUGUUUCGGAUGGCUAGAUAUGUAUCUAGAAAGAGAGCGGUUUCUGAUGUCUAGAUGUGUAUCUAGAAAGAAAACUGUUUCUGAUGUCUAGAUAUGUAUCUAGAAAGAGAGAGUUGUCUCUGACGUCUAGACAUGUAUCUAGAAAAGAAAAACGGUUUCUGAUGUCUAGAUAUGUAUCUAGAAAGAGAGAGUUGUCUCUGAUGUCUAGAUAUGUAUCUAGAAAAAAACUUUCUGGUGUCUAGACAUGUAUCUAGAAAGAGAGAGAGAGGGCUGUUUCUGGUAUCUAGAUAUGUAUCUAGAAAGAGAGCCAUUUCUGAUGUCUAGAUAUGUAUCUAAACAGAGAGAGCUUUUUCUCGACCAACAGUUUGUCAUUGUUAAAAUAGAUUUUGUCUUUUAAUGUAAAACUUCAUAAAAAUCAAUAAAUUUUCAAAACUACUGACA